Messenger RNA from Nomascus leucogenys (northern white-cheeked gibbon), 4854 nucleotides. It is a transcript of the gene TTLL4, whose product is annotated as tubulin tyrosine ligase like 4. The record is from RefSeq and is a predicted model, not a curated record. Gene Ontology annotation, biological process: microtubule cytoskeleton organization; protein polyglutamylation. The transcript is spliced from 19 exons. Gene Ontology annotation, cellular component: cilium. NCBI's taxonomy places the organism in Eukaryota, Metazoa, Chordata, Mammalia, Primates, Hylobatidae. Gene Ontology annotation, molecular function: tubulin binding; tubulin-glutamic acid ligase activity. Bases 332 to 3748 code for a protein of 1138 amino acids.
CCCCGAGAUUCUCCGCGCUUGCCUCCCGCCCUCUCCUUCCAGACCCUCGGUCUGUCCGCUGGGGGCGCGCGCAGUGUGCGGCAGGCGGCAGCGGCGCUGGCGGCCGAGUGCGCGGGUCACGCGUGGCGGUGCGUGGUUGCUAGGGGCGCCUGAGGCUGCCGGGUAGCCCAGCAGGCCUAGGGAGGAAGUAGCGUGGAGCCGGUGCCGAGCCGGGGCGAAGCUGGAUCCCCUAGACUGACGGACUUCAAGGAUGCAGCUGCUACUACCGGAGGUGUGUGGCACCUUACCUGAGCAAGGCCAUGAGACCGUGUGGCCAUGAUGUGGGCCCCUCAUGGCCUCAGCAGGAACACAGCACUAUAGUAUUGGCCUCCGCCAGAAAAACAGCUUCAAGCAGAGUGGUCCCUCGGGCACAGUGCCUGCCACACCACCUGAGAAACCCUCGGAGGGCAGAGUCUGGCCUCAGGCCCAUCAGCAAGUGAAGCCAAUCUGGAAGCUGGAAAAGAAGCAAGUGGAGACACUGUCAGCAGGGUUGGGCCCAGGCCUCUUGGGCGUCCCACCACCACCAGCAUAUUUCUUUUGCCCCAGCACUUUAUGUAGCUCUGGGACCACGGCUGUCAUUGCAGGCCACAGCAGUUCCUGUUACCUACAGUCUUUCCCGGACUUGUUCAACAGCACCCUGCUAUACCGCCGCUCCAGCUAUAGGCACAAACCGUACCAGCAACUGGAGUCCUUCUGCUUGCGUUCGAGCCCAUCAGAAAAAAGCCCUUUUUCUCUCCCUCAAAAGAGCCUCCCUGUCAGUCUCACUGCCAACAAGGCCACUUCUUCCAUGGUCUUCCCCAUGGCCCAGCCCAUGGCCUCCUCAUCCACAGAACCAUACCUCUGCUUGGCAGUGGCUGGGGAAAACCCUUCAGGGAAGAGCCUGGCCUCUGCCAUCUCAGGGAAGAUCCCAUCUCCACUCUCUUCCUCCUGUAAGCCCAUGCUGAAUAAUAAUUCCUUCAUGCGGCCAAAUAGCACACACGUGCCUUUAUUGCAGACCACAGAGGGCCUGAAGCCAGUAUCGCCACCCAAGAUCCAGCCUGUCUCCUGGCAUCAUUCAGGGGGUACUGGAGACUGUGUACCACAGCCUGUUGACCAUAAGGUGCCCAAAAGCAUUGGCACUGUCCUAGCUGAUGCCGGUGCCCAUAUCGCCUUGUCUACCGCUAGCUCCCAUGACACAUCCACCACCAGUGUUGCCUCUUCCUGGUAUAACCGGAAUAACUUAGCCAUGAGGGCAGAGCCACUUUCCUGUGCUCUGGAUGACAAUUCUGAUUCCCAGGAUCCAGCUAAGGAGAUGCGGUUCACUGAGGCCGUGAGGAAAUUGACCGCAAGAAGCUUUGAGAAGAUGCCGAGGCAAGGCUGCCAGUUUGAACAGUCUAGUUUCCUGAAUCCCAGCUUCCAGUGGAAUGUCCUCAACAGGAGCAGGAGGUGGAAACCUCCUGCGGUAAAUCAGCAGUUUCCUCAGGAGGAUGCUGGAUCGGUCGGUCGGGUCCUCCCUGGUGCCUCAGAUACCUUGGGGUUGGACAAUACAGUCUUCUGUACCAAACGUAUCAGCAUUCACCUCCUUGCCUCACAUGCCAGUGGGCUCAAUCACAGCCCUACCUGUGAAUCUGUAAUUGACUCCCCAGCAUUUGGAGAAGGCAAAGCUCCAGGUCCCCCUUCUCCUCAAACUCUUGGCAUAGCCAGCGUGGCCACCCGCCUCUCUUCCAUCCAGCUGGGCCAGUCUGAGAAGGAGAGACCUGAGGAGGCCAGGGAGCUGGACUCAUCUGAUAGGGAUAUUAGUUCAGCUACUGACCUCCAGCCAGAUCAGGCUGAGACUGAAGAUACAGAAGAAGAACUAGUAGAUGGUUUGGAAGACUGUUGUAGCCGUGAUGAGAAUGAAGAGGAGGAGGGAGACUCAGAGUGCUCCUCAUUAAGUGUUGUCUCCCCCAGCGAAUCGGUGGCCAUGAUCUCUAGAAGCUGUGUGGAAAUUCUGACCAAACCCCUUUCCAAUCAUGAGAAAGUUGUCCGACCAGCCCUCAUCUACAGUCUCUUUCCCAACGUUCCCCCUACCAUCUAUUUUGGCACUCGGGAUGAGAGAGUGGAGAAACUUCCCUGGGAGCAGAGGAAGUUGCUCCGGUGGAAGAUGAGCACAGUGACCCCCAACAUUGUGAAGCAGACCAUUGGACGGUCCCACUUCAAAAUCAGCAAAAGAAACGAUGACUGGCUGGGCUGCUGGGGUCACCACAUGAAGUCUCCUAGUUUCCGAUCCAUUCGAGAGCAUCAGAAGCUAAACCAUUUCCCAGGCUCAUUCCAGAUUGGGAGGAAGGACCGGCUGUGGCGGAACCUAUCACGCAUGCAGAGCCGCUUUGGCAAGAAGGAGUUCAGUUUCUUCCCCCAGUCCUUUAUCCUGCCCCAGGAUGCCAAGCUCCUGCGCAAAGCGUGGGAGAGCAGCAGCCGCCAGAAGUGGAUUGUGAAGCCACCAGCAUCAGCUCGAGGCAUUGGCAUCCAGGUUAUUCACAAGUGGAGUCAGCUCCCCAAGCGAAGGCCCCUCCUGGUACAGAGGUAUCUACACAAACCCUACCUCAUCAGCGGCAGCAAGUUUGACCUGCGGAUCUAUGUUUACGUCACUUCCUACGAUCCUCUGCGGAUUUACCUCUUUUCAGAUGGACUGGUCCGCUUUGCCAGUUGCAAGUAUUCUCCUUCCAUGAAGAGCCUUGGCAAUAAGUUCAUGCACCUGACCAACUACAGUGUCAAUAAAAAGAAUGCCGAGUACCAGGCCAAUGCAGAUGAAAUGGCUUGCCAGGGCCACAAAUGGGCACUGAAGGCUUUGUGGAACUACCUGAGUCAGAAGGGAGUCAAUAGCGAUGCCAUCUGGGAGAAGAUAAAGGAUGUUGUUGUCAAAACCAUCAUCUCGUCAGAGCCCUAUGUGACCAGCCUGCUCAAGAUGUAUGUGCGGCGGCCCUAUAGCUGCCAUGAACUCUUUGGUUUUGACAUCAUGCUAGACGAAAACCUCAAGCCCUGGGUCCUGGAAGUCAACAUUUCACCAAGCCUCCACUCCAAUUCUCCACUGGAUAUCAGCAUCAAAGGCCAGAUGAUUCGUGACCUUCUGAAUCUGGCAGGUUUUGUCCUGCCCAAUGCAGAGGAUAUCAUUUCCAGCCCCAGCAGCUGCAGCAGCUCCACCACCAGCCUGCCCACCUCCCCCGGGGACAAAUGUCGAAUGGCUCCAGAGCAUGUCACUGCACAGAAGAUGAAGAAAGCCUAUUAUCUGACCCAGAAAAUUCCUGAUCAGGACUUCUAUGCAUCUGUGCUGGAUGUCCUGACACCAGAUGAUGUUCGGAUUCUGGUUGAGAUGGAAGAUGAGUUUUCUCGCCGUGGUCAGUUUGAACGAAUUUUUCCUUCUCAUAUCUCCUCUCGCUAUCUCCGCUUUUUUGAGCAGCCACGAUAUUUCAACAUUCUCACCACCCAAUGGGAACAGAAAUACCAUGGCAACAAGCUUAAAGGAGUAGAUCUGCUACGGAGUUGGUGCUACAAAGGGUUCCACAUGGGAGUUGUCUCUGAUUCUGCUCCAGUGUGGUCUCUCCCGACAUCACUUCUGACUAUCUCAAAGGAUGACGUGAUACUCAAUGCCUUCUGCAAAUCAGAGACUAGCAAGCUGGGAAACCCAGUUCCUCAAAGGACAGUGAGGACACCAGCAAAGAGCCCAGCCUUUCUACCCAGAUGUUACCUGUAAUCAAGUAUUCUGGGCGGACUUCAAGACUUUCUACUUCCUCCACUUUCCAGUCAACCAGUGACUCCCUCCUGGCUGUGAGCCCAUAACUGGCGUCUCUCCAAAAGCCUCUGCCCAGGAGCAUGGGCAUCAGCUACCUCACAGGAACCAGCCUGCUGUGUGGACCAGUUUGAGCCCCUACCCCUUUCACCCUGUCCCUCCUCAGAGUAUUUUUUGAAGUGGUUGCAUUAUAGAGAUAGGUAUUUGUAGGGCCGGAGGGAUGGUAGUGAUGGGGAGAAGGUGAGGAAGGGUCACCCUCUGUCACCUGUCUGCCUGGCUGGCACCUCAUAUCUCAGCAGAGAAGCCAGUGGUGGCCACGCAGCCUUAUAAAGCAGGUUUUGGUUUCUACCUUAAUUGAGCCAUGUGUGGUUUGUUUGGGGCCCUGGUGCGGUUGCUGAGUUGUAGCUCGAGGAGAAAACAUACAGAACAUAUUUGGACCAGAAAUCCUUUGUUCUGAAUUUGAGGGGGUCUUCUGAGGUCCUUAUUUCCUUAGAUCUUUCCUCACCCCUCUCCCACCCCCUGUCCUGAAGAGAAACCUUUGAACUUCCUCAGUAGACAGGCGGAGAGGCCACAACAUGCCGAACCCAUUUCCUGUCAUCCCAGUCUUGGGUCUUCACCGCCUCCUUCCAAAUACCCACCCUGCCAGCAGCCCUAGGUCUUCCUGUUCUGACCCCCCAUCACUGCUCGUUCAGCCUUCUAGACGUCUCUCUCGUGGACAUCUUUUCUUUAGCUGUUGGCUUUCUGUGAGAUGUGAGAGGGUCUAUGAACUUUGUGAAUUUCCCAUGGCCCCAAUGAAGGAGCCCAGAUAUUCCCAGUAGCUGUUACCUGUCUCCAUGUAUCAAAGGACACAGUCCAGGGGGAGGGUGGAAGGGGAUGUGGUUUCUCUACAAUGCAACAAACAUGGUUUCUGAAUGUUCUGCCCUGCAGCAAGCAGGGUCUGGCAGCUUGGCAGGUAGGUUUCAGGAGCAACCACUAUUGUAGGAUGGGCUUCCAAUCAAACCUCAGACUAAACUCUUGUACUCAACUGAUUCUACCUCCCUCCUCUAGACUCAGUAAACAGUGACUAUUCA